GGGAGGGAUGGUUAAGUGACAGAGCCGACCAAUAUCUGGUUGAUGGUAAAAAUCAUUGUCUGCUAUAUGUCUUCGCACUGUUGGCCUGAAUCCACGAGUACCUGGUGGAUAUUAGUUCGAUUCUAACGAAAUCAACCAGUUUGGUUUAUCAUAAAUUUUGGCAAAAGACCUUCCAAAUCCGAACCAAUAUAUCCACACGUAAUUUGAGCUUUGGGCUACAUCAUUUUUAUUAUUAUUUUUUUCCUUUUGACUUUGAUGACAGACAGAUAUGAGAAGCCACGCCAUUAGAUUAGAUUAGAUUAGAUUAAUAGCAAGGAAAGCAAAUAGAAAGUUUCUAUCUUUCCCCAACAUCCAAACUUCUUUUUUUCCAAACUGAAAACCCCUAAACCUCAACCUCAAACCCGCCCCAAUUUCCCUCCUUUCCGCUUUCACUUUCAGUCUCACUUCUCAGUACAAAACUAAAAUCUAAAAACACAACCUGCUAGCAAAGCAGCUUUUCUACUUUAGAGAUUGACUGCUCGACAUCGACACCACACCACAGCUCUCUCUCUCUCUCUUUCUCUCUCUUUCUCUGCUGCCCCGAUCUCCGGUCAGUUACUCUUUUUAACUUUCUCUCUCCAUACCAAAACUCGGGAAUCUCUUAAUUCUGAUCUCCACAACUUUUUCACCCUGUUUCAUAGGGAAAAAAAAAACAAAGAAAAAGUAUGAGCAAAAAUUUGAAAUUUUAUAUGGAAAAUUUGAAUAGCGUAUAAUUUUAUCCAUUCAAGUAGUUUGGCUAUGGAUUUUGAGCCCCUUAACAUUGAAAAUGAGGUGGUGAUGGAAUUUGAAAUGGUUGGUUCUGGCGAAGCCCUAGACUUGGAACACGAGGAUGAUAACUAUGAAGAUUUCAAUGAUGAUUUGGUGGAGGGCUCUGAUUCAGCAGCUAGGGCUCGUGAUUACUAUGAAGAUCCAAAUCUUGAACCUUUUGAAGGGAUGGAAUUCGACUCCGAACAGGCCGCCCGAAUUUUCUACAAUUCUUAUGCACGGCGAAUAGGUUUCAGCACUCGGGUCAGUGUAUACCAGCGCUCACGCCGUGACGGAUCAAUCAUUUGCCGCCAAAUAGUGUGCUCUCGUGAGGGAUUUCGCCGCCGUGACGAAGCCGCUGAGAAUAGGUCCAAGCGCCAGCGUACCAUCACUAGAGUUGGUUGUAAAGCUCAGAUGACUGUGAAAAAGCAGACUUCUGGCAAGUGGGCUGUGUCCAAACUAGUGAAGGAACAUAAUCAUGAGCUGGUCCCACCGGACAAGGUACAUUGCCUCCGGUCACACCGCCAUGUAUCAGGUCCUGCUCGAAGCCUGAUUGAUACCCUUCAAGCCGCUGGGAUGGGUCCUAGUGGAGUUAUGUCUGUGUUGAUCAAGGAAUCCGGCGGAAUCAAUAAUGUUGGUUUUACCAAAGUUGAUUGCCAGAAUUAUAUGAGUAGCAGUAGGCAGAGAACUCUUGGUGGUGGGGGUCAGCUUGUCUUUGACUACUUGAAGCGGAUGCAGGAUGAGGAUCCUGGGUUCUUUUGUUCUAUCCAGGGUGAUUUCGAGAACUCGACUGGAAACAUCUUCUGGGCUGACGCAAAUUCAAGAUUGAAUUACAGAUACUUUGGAGACACUGUUACAUUCGACACAACAUACAGGACUAACCGUUACCGGGUCCCAUUUGCCCCAUUUACAGGGUGGAACCAUCAUGGGCAGCCUGUAUUGUUUGGAUGUGCAUUGCUCCUUAAUGAGUCGGAGUCUUCGUUUGUUUGGCUGUUCCAGACUUGGCUAGCUGCAAUGUCCGGUCGCCAUCCCAUCUCAAUCACGACAGACCAAGAUAGGAUCAUACGUGCUGCUGUGGUGCAGGUAUUCUCUGGAACUCGCCACCGAUUUUGUAAAUGGAACGUGUUUAGAGAGGCCCAGGAGAAAUUGUCUGAUGUAUAUCACUUGCACCCGAGUUUUGAAGCUGAGUUCCUGAGGUGCAUCAAUAUGACUGAGACAAUUGAUGAUUUUGAGUCAUGUUGGGAGUCCCUUCUGCAAAGAUACAAUCUGGUUGAAAAUGAAUGGCUUCAGUCAAUGUAUAAUGUCCGCCAGCAAUGGGUACCAGUUUAUCUUCGUGAUACAUUCUUUGGGGAGAUGUCCAUAACCCAGGGCAAUGAUAACAUAAAUUCUUACUUUGAUGGGUAUAUAAAUGCAUCGACUAAUGUUCACGUGCUGAUAAAGCAGUAUGAAAAAGCAAUUGCCACUCGCUAUGAAAAGGAAGUAAAGGCUGACUAUAUUACAAUGAAUACCACUCCAGUUCUGAAAACACCAUCUCCUAUGGAAAAACAAGCUGCAAAGCUUUAUACAAAGAUAAUAUUCAUGAAAUUCCAAGAGGAACUAGUUGAAACUCUUGCAUAUCCUGCAACUAUUGUUGAUGAUAGGCGAUCAGAAAUCAUAUAUAGGGUGGCAAAAUUUGGUGAAGACAACAAAGCACAUUUUGUUAAGUUCAAUGUUUUUGAAAAGAAAGCUAGUUGUAGCUGCCAAAUGUUUGAGUUUUCAGGAAUUAUUUGUAGACACAUAUUAGCAGUGUUUAGAGUAACCAACGUUCUUACUCUUCCACCCCAUUAUAUAUUGAAACGGUGGACAAGAAAUGCCAAAAGUGGGUUUCUAUUAGAUGGGCAUGCUCUUGGGUUGCCUAGUAAUUCUCAAGAUUCAUCUGCUGCUCGCUAUGAAAAUUUGCGCCGCGAAGCUAUUAAAUUUGUUGAAGAAGGGGCUGAGUCAAUGCGUAUUUAUAACGUAGCAGUGCAUGCUCUUCAUGAGGCUGCAAAGAAAGUUGCUAAUGCAAAAAGGCAUGGUCUUGGGGUCUCUAGAGAUACUUCCAAUAAUGGCAACCAGCGGCUUCAGUCUUGCUCACUGGAGGAUCAGGACAAGAGAAUAGAGGAACUGAAUGCUGAACUGGAAAACGCAAGUCAGAGAUGUGAAGCAUACAGAGCGAAGCUACUUUCAGUUUUGAAGGACAUGGAAGAACGCAAGUUAAAGAUAUCAGUCAACGUUCAGAAUGUGAGGUUGAACCUUAAAACUUAGACGCAGAGGGAGUGGCAAUGUCGGGAUUUCCACCAGUAUAGAUCAUCAUCAUAUAGAUUUUGCCAGUGUAAGGUCGCUUGUAUUGUAAACUUGUGCAGAGCUCAUGUAACAGUAAUUCAAUGUUUGUAUCCAUAGAAAGAAAUAGGCUUUUUUGUUUUUAUUUAUUUAUUAUUAUUAUUAUUAUUAUUAUUAUUUCCUUCUUACUGUAAAAAUAGGCUUGGAAUAAUUUUUGAUGUUGUUGAAUUGGUUUAUCAUCAUUUUCGGUCUUUAGCCUAUGUGUAGUUGAACUUUUACCAAUAAUAUAAAGGAGAUCCCAAUCAACUCAGGAUACAACUCUUUACUCUUAA
Molecule: messenger RNA, 3413 nt
Organism: Ziziphus jujuba (common jujube)
Lineage: Eukaryota; Viridiplantae; Streptophyta; Magnoliopsida; Rosales; Rhamnaceae
Product: protein FAR1-RELATED SEQUENCE 5
Exons: 2
Coding region: 778-3066 (762 amino acids)
Biological process (GO): regulation of DNA-templated transcription
Molecular function (GO): zinc ion binding
Source: RefSeq, a predicted model, not a curated record